UGUUACAUAUGCAUUUAUUUUUUUCUUAGUAGGAGUUAUUUCAACAAAUUUAAAGUAGUGGGUGUCUAAAACUAGAAUUUUGCUUACCAGUGCUGGUUGAGUAAGGGAGACAGGCUGCUUAUUUUGUCUAUUACUUACAUGGGGGUUAAGUAUCUCAGCAGCUUGGCUGUGUGACAUGACCCUGGGACAGAACAGUGGCACGAAGUGACCAGGAGGCAGCCGUGCCAAAACAUGGCAUCUGAGGAGGCUUCGUUGCGAGCUCUGGAGAGUCUGAUGAGUGAAUUCUUUCACACUGGCACGACCAAUGAGCGUAAAAGAGAAAUAGAGUCGCUCCUGAAUAACUUUGCUCAGCAGCUUGGAGCAUGGAGGUUCUGUUUCUAUUUCCUGUCCAGCUCACACAGUGACUAUGUCUUAAUGUACAGCCUCAGCGUUUUUGAGAACCUGAUCAAUAAGAUGUGGUUGGGGGUUCCUUCCGAGGAGAAGAUGGAGAUCCGUAGCUCCCUGCCCAAACUUCUGCUUGCUCAGCACAAAAACCUUCCCAGCUUCAUCUGCAACAAGCUGUGCAAGGUGAUUGUGGACAUGGGAAGGCAGGACUGGCCCAUGUUCUACCAUGACUUUUUCACCAACAUUUUGCAGCUUAUCCAGACACCCAGCACUGCCCCUCUUGGACUCAUCAUGCUGAAAACUGCAUCUGAGGAAUUGGCCUGUCCCAGAGAGGACCUCAGUGUGACCAGGAAAGAAGAGCUGCGGAAACUAUUACUAGAGCAAGUGCCAACUGUUCUCGGGCUUCUUACAGGUGUCCUGGAGAGUAUUUGGGAUAAGCACAGCGUUACCGCGGCAACUCCCCCUCCCUCUCCCACUGCAUCAGAUGCUGAUGACCUCCUCAGUAACCUUGUUCACACACCCAGCCUGGCAAAGCAACUGAGCCAACCUUCUCCAAGCCUUGAGGCCGAGAGUGAACGAGUCUGUGCCCUGGCUCUCGAAUGUCUCUCACACCUCUUCAGCUGGAUCCCCCUUUCUGCCAGCAUCACCCCAUCCCUACUUACAACAAUCUUCCACUUUGCACGUCUAGGCUGUGAUGUCCGAUCACGACGGACCUCAAACAUUGCCACCACCAACUCCACCUCUGUGACUCUUAAUGGGGGCAGUAGCAGCCCCCCUCUGCCCUCCAUAUUGCCCACGUCCCAGCGAGACUGCGAUAAGUUGGGGGUAUUGGCAAUGUCUUGUAUUAAUGAGCUGAUGUGCAAGAACUGUGUUCCACUGGAGUUCCAGGAAUAUUUGCUACGUGUGUGCCAGCAGACUUUCUACCUCCUGCAGAGGAUAACCCGGGAGACAAAUGCCCAUAGCAUUCGCAAUCGGCUGGAGGAGCUUGACGAGAGUUACGUGGAAAAGUUCACAGAUUUCCUGCGGCUCUUUGUCAGUGUCCAUUUGCGGCGGAUAGAGUGCAAUGCCCAGUUCCCCGUUGUUGAGUUCCUCUCUCUCUUGUUUAAAUAUACCUUUCACCAGCCAACACAUGAGGGUUACCUGUCUUGUCUGGAUAUCUGGGCCUUAUUUCUGGACUACCUGACAAACAAGAUCAGGAACCGUCUAGAAGACAGAGAAGCCAUUCUCAGCAGGUACGAGGAUGCCUUGACAUUGCUGCUCACAGAAGUGCUGAACCGAAUUCAGUUUCGAUAUAACCAGACGCAGCUGGAAGAGUUGGAUGAUGAGACGCUGGAUGAUGAUCAGCAGACAGAGUGGCAGAGAUACCUUCGUCACAGCUUGGAAGUGGUGGCCAAGAUCAUGGAGCUGCUCCCCACCCAUGCCUUCUCCACUCUGUUUGCUGCCCUGCAAGAGAACCUCGAUGUAUAUCUUGGAUUGCAGCAAUGCAUAGUCACAAAUGGAGCAGACCAGCGUCUGAAUGUAACAGCCGAAAAUGACUGUCGGAGAUUACACUGCUCCCUGCGAGAUCUCAGCUCUCUUUUACAGGCAGUCGGGAGACUUGCAGAGUAUUUUAUUGGCGAUGUGUUUGAGGCCCGUUUCAACGAUGCUCUGACCGUAGUUGAAAGGUUGGUGAAGGUCACUUUAUAUGGCUCUCAGAUCAAACUGUACAAUAUGGAGACCGCUGUACCAUCGGUAUUGAAGCCGGACCUUGUUGAUGUACAUGCCCAGUCUUUGGCAGCACUGCAGGCUUACUCCCAUUGGCUGGCACGUUUUUACAGCGAAGUUCAGCGCCAGAACCCAGAGCAAUUUAUCUCCAUUAUCUCCACGGCAAUGGAGGCUUUGCCUCCCCUCAUCAGCACCAAGGUACAAGAGAAGCUGCUGCUCUCUGCCUGCCAUUUGCUUGUGUCCAUUGCCACAACGGUGAGGCCUGUGUUUCUUAUCAACAUUCCUGCCGUCCAGAAAGUGUUCAGCCGCGUCACAGACAGUUCAGCACAGCGAUUACCGGAGGAGGCCCAAGUGCUGCUAUGUCGAGCCCUCUCCAAUGUUCUACUCCUCCCCUGGCCCAAUGUUACUGAAACUGAACAGCAGUGGGCCGAACGCUCCAACCAUCAUACCAACCUGCUAAGUGCUCUGACCAGAGAGUACCGGCUGCUAAAGGGCAGUGCACCUCCAGCACGAAAGGGUCAGAUCGAGGCCACAAAACGUGUGAUCUGUCAGACCCUUAGUGUAUUGAGGGACAUCGUGGAGAAUAUAUCUGGUGAGGGCACUAAAUCCCGGCAGAUCUGUUACCAGUCCAUACAGGAGGCUGCUCAGCUCUCUCUUGCCCUUUUUCCGGUUUACAUCCACCAAUCUGAUGUGACACAAGAAAUGCUCAGCUUCUUCCUAGCCCUGUUCCAGGGACUGCGAGUGCAGAUGGGAGCGCCGUUCACAGAGCAAAUCAUCCAGACCUUUCUUAAUAUGUUCACCAGGGAACAGCUGGCAGAGAGUAUUCUGCAGGAAGGCAGUGCCGGGUGCCAUGUGGUGGAGAAAUUCUUGAAGAUACUUCAAGUGGUCGUGCAGGAACCCGGGCAAGCUUUCAAACCGUUUUUACCCAGCAUCCUGUCACUCUGCAUGGAACAACUGUACCCUAUAAUUGCAGAGCGCCCCUCCCCCGAUGUAAAAGCAGAGCUCUUUGAGCUGCUGUUCCAGUUGCUGCACAAUAACUGGAGGUAUUUCUUCCGCUCCUCCAUCCUGGAUAGCGUUAACAGAGACGCAGGCGAUGAACCAAUGGAGAACCAGGCGCAGUUUGUUGUAGUCAUGCAGGCGUUUGGUCAAUCAUUUCUUCAACCAGACAUACAUGUGUUCAAGCAAAAUCUCUCCUACCUGGAGACCCUCAACAGCAAGCAUAAACUGUACCAUAAGAAGCUGUUCCGGGCUGUCAUGCUGCCUCAGUUCGUCAGUGUUCUGCUGCAGGUUCUUAUUCACAAAUCCCAUGACCUUCUGCAGGAGGAGAUUGGCAUUGCCGUCUACAACAUGGCAUCAGUGGAUUUCAGCACGUUCUUUUCCUCCUUUCUCCCUGAAUUCCUCGGCAGCUGUGAGGGCUUAGACAGUGGCCAGAAAAAUGUCCUCGCCCGCAAUUUCAAGAUGGAACGGGACCUGCCUUCGUUUACGCAGAGCGUCCAUCGCCUAGUGAAUGAUCUUCGAUACUACAGACUCUGCAAUGCCAGUCUCCCUCCGGGAACUGUGAAACUGUGACAAAACCCUUCCAUUUUUUUUCAAAGAAUGGUCAGAUUUCCCCUUCUCUUCACGUCGAUUGUCUUAACUCUACAGCUGUGAAGCACGCUUUUUAAUUUUAUUUUAUUUUCCCCCCCCCAAUUUUAUUUUUGUUUUUAAAUCACUGACUUUUUAGCACAUUCUCUGACAGAUUUCAGUGCCUGCUGUGACUCUCUUCUCAAACCAACUCUGCCCAAACAUUUUAAUCCCUUGGUUUAUAAAGGGGUUAAGUAAAUCUCCUUGUUUUUUGUUUUUUUUUUAACUGAAAACACUUCUCAGUUUUACAAACCUUAUCGUUCCCAAAUUUCCUUAUUUGCAGAGGAAGUGGAGAGGUCUGCUUCCCCUAAUGGACGCAUACUCUGGAUUUUUUAAAAUGGACAUUUAAGCUACAUGCCUGACCCAAUUAUCUGGAGAAAGACUUUGUGUAAUGUUUUUAUAUUUUAUUUUAAUUUUUUUUUUUUUUUUUUAUCAUUCCAUUGUGAAUUGCAACAUCGCUUCCUGCGAAUUAAACUCCUGUCUUGUUUA
Messenger RNA from Pelobates fuscus (common spadefoot toad), 4200 nucleotides. RefSeq names its product exportin 6 (gene XPO6). The record is from RefSeq and is a predicted model, not a curated record. The transcript has 24 exons. Gene Ontology annotation, molecular function: small GTPase binding; nuclear export signal receptor activity. Gene Ontology annotation, biological process: protein export from nucleus. Lineage: Eukaryota; Metazoa; Chordata; Amphibia; Anura; Pelobatidae. The coding region runs from base 232 to 3657 and encodes 1141 amino acids.